Gambusia affinis (western mosquitofish) is the source of this 3523-nucleotide messenger RNA. RefSeq names its product spinster homolog 2 (Drosophila) (gene spns2). Gene Ontology annotation, molecular function: sphingolipid intramembrane carrier activity; transmembrane transporter activity. Gene Ontology annotation, biological process: transmembrane transport; sphingosine-1-phosphate receptor signaling pathway; lipid transport. The transcript is spliced from 16 exons. Bases 680 to 2500 code for a protein of 606 amino acids. Gene Ontology annotation, cellular component: membrane. The record is from RefSeq and is a predicted model, not a curated record. Lineage: Eukaryota; Metazoa; Chordata; Actinopteri; Cyprinodontiformes; Poeciliidae.
CCUCCUAUUCGCGCCGCACACCGGCGUAUAGUGGCACGCUGCUGUGGGAGUACAUCCCAUCAUUUGACGCAAGUCAGCCAGCGUGGCUGGAUAUCUUUCUGGCGCAAACAGCGUGCACAAUCUGAUCCCGAAAGUGCUGAGUGGUGUAAAAUAACUCUCCAAGUAGUUCGACGUCUCGUGUCUAUGCUUUUAUUUUGAAGUCCUUCCUUUUAUUUUGAAGGAGGUUUGUGCCGUUUCUUUUCUUCUUCUUGACGUUUGUCAGUUGAUUUGUUUUCCGUUUACUGUUUGAAGCGGAGCGGCGGUCAUUAAUGAUCAUCCUCAGGAAUCAGGUGCAACGCCAUCCGCAGGCAGAUCGGGGGAGGAGCUAUCAGAGCCAGGCCACACCCGUCCACUACAGCGAGAGAGAGAGAAAGAGAGAGACGGAGAGAGAGAAACUAAGGAGCGCUCAGCCGUCCGUCACCGUCCACAACCAGAAAAAUAUGAUCCGGACACGAUCCUGCGCUUCCACCACGAAGACAACACCUGAUCUCAGCCGAACUCAGUGACCACCGCUCCGCGUUCGCUCUGCCCGGCUCAACUAUUAUUAUUUUUUAAUUAUUAUUAUUUAUUUUAUUUUAUUUUUUCCCCCCUCACACCUUCUCUCUCACACUCUCCGCUGGAUCUUCCGUGCCAGAAAAUCAUGUGCGUGGAGAGCGACGGAUGCGAGAUCGAGGGCUGUAGUAGUUCGGACGAGGUGCGCACGCUGUCGGGCAGCAUGAGCCCCGGACUGAAGCCCAGCCCGGACCUUCACUCCUGCAAACCGGGCCAGAAAUUCCGCGCCGCGCUGCGCCGGUACCGCACGCCGGCUGUCGCUGCGGGAAUCCUCAGCUUUGGGAACGUCCUCAAUUACAUGGACAGAUCCACAGUGGCUGCACCCCUUGACAUUCACAUCUAUUUCAACACAACAAGAGAACGCCUCUGCGUGGUGAAGGUCAGACUCAGUGCUUCCCCUGAUCCCCGGGGUUCUGCUCAGACUGCUGAUAUGUGCGAUGAAGGAAUGGAAACGGCAGACUGCGCAAUCCGUGUUUGUAUCCAUGGGAACCCACGUAGCGAAUAUCGAUCCACAGAGCAUCAGGCUCCUGUAGAAGAUCCCCAAAAAGACAGGCUCAAGUUGUGGUUAAAUCAAGCGGAGGACAGUGAAAUAGGCGUUCUGCUCGACAUCCAGCGGCACUUUGAGGUAACUGACAGUGGAGCCGGCUUGUUGCAAACAGUCUUCAUCUGCAGCUUCAUGGUGGCUGCUCCCAUCUUCGGUUACCUGGGCGACCGCUUCAACAGAAAGAUCAUCCUGAGCUGUGGCAUUUUCUUCUGGUCUACUGUGACCCUGUUGAGCUCGUUCAUCGGCAAAGAGUACUACUGGCUAUUUGUGCUCUCCAGAGGACUAGUGGGCAUCGGCGAGUCCAGCUACUCCGCCAUCUCUUCCACCAUCAUAGGAGACCUGUACACAAGCAACAGCCGCACCAUGAUGCUCUCCGUCUUCUACCUGGCCAUCCCGCUGGGAUCCGGCUUGGGUUACAUCCUGGGCUCCGGUGCCAAGGACGCCGCUGAGGACUGGCACUGGGCAUUAAGGGUGUCACCGGUCCUGGGCAUCACUGUGGGCACUCUGAUCCUGCUCUUUGUGCCUGACCCAAAGAGAGGCAGCGCGGAUCAAAUGGAAGGACACAUCCAUCACUCCCAAUCGUGGCUCAGUGACAUGAAGGCCCUCGCCAAGAACCGGAGCUACGUGUUCUCGUCCUUGGCGACAUCAGCCGUGUCCUUUGCCACGGGCGCGUUUGGAAUGUUGAUUCCCAUCUACCUGUUCCGAGCGCAGGUGGUGCAGAAGGAAGUCGAAGCCUGCACCAAAAAAGUUUGCAGCAGCAGAGACAGCCUCAUCUUUGGGGCCAUCACCUGCGUGACGGGGCUGCUGGGCUUGGUCAUCGGAGCCGUCGCCACGCGCUUCUUUCGGCGCAAGACGGGUCGGGCCGACCCCCUGGUGUGCGCUGUCAGCAUGCUGGGCUCUGCCAUCUUCAUCUGCCUCAUCUUCGUCGUGGCCAAGAACAGCAUCGUUGGAGCUUAUGUUUGCAUCUUCAUCGGAGAGACGCUACUUUUCGUGAACUGGGCUUUGACAGCAGACAUUUUAAUGUUUGUUAUUAUUCCCACACGGAGAGCUACAGCAGUCGCCUUUCAGAGCUUCACCUCUCAUCUCCUGGGUGACGCAGGAAGUCCAUACCUGAUAGGCAAGAUCUCUGAUAAGCUACAGGAGAGAUUCGCUUCAUCUGAACUAUGGAAGUUCCUCAGUUUGGGCUAUGCCCUCAUGCUGUGUCCCUUCAUCAUUGUCCUGGGGGGCAUGUUUUUUCUGGCCACGGCACUGUAUUUCCUGGACGACAGGGAAAAGGCCGAAAAGCUGAAGAAGCUGAUGCAGCAGACUCCACCUUCUUCAGUCAAGGUGAUCAGCAGACGAGGACCUAUCUGCACAGAUGUUUAGAGGACGCCAAAAUAAAGAGUGCCCGCCGUCCAUUUUUAAAAUUUUUUGUCAUCACUGUUAGAAUCCUCCUGCUGCUCUCGUUUGGUCUUUGACUUGGAACUGGAAAACGAGGGGAGCGUCUUGCUCCGCCUCGAACCUCCCCAGUUGCGGGGUGGGGAUCGCUCGGGAGUAGUUUUCUCGCCCCAAGUCUGCGAGGAUCCAUGACGACGCAACUCUUCUGACUUUUUGAUGCCAUACUACUGAAUGCUGACCUUGAACCUGCCCUGUCUACCUGCCUGCCUGCCCGCCCAACAGCUCGCCUCUUGUUUGUCUGUCUGCAUCGAACCGUCGGCUGUUAGUCUGCACCAAGUGCCAUAGCCUCAUUUACAUUCCUAUAAACUUUGCACUGACCACCGACACUCCCUCACGACCUCCUCCCUGACUGCACACAACACCUUCUUCCCCACACAAACACCAAAUUUUCCACCAGUUAUUCCGACCAUGUCGUCCUGUCCACAUCGAUCGCAGUAUUAACAUCACAGUUUACGCCGUAAUCGCAGUGUUCUGCUAACUGAUUACACUGUACAUGUAAACAAAGCAGUCAGCCAAGAGCCAAAAAACAAGAGUUACUGUUUGAAGGUCAGUAAAUCAGCCUUACGAACAGGAGCUUCCCGCCCCCCCACCUGCACAUGUUUCCUUUGACCUCUCAUACAUGUUUUCCUUUGAGCUUUUAGCACUUAAAAUGAGUGUAGACAGUGCCAGAGAAUGUGACAGAUGUGAGAACUUUCUGCACAUUAUUACUUUCUUUUCUGUUUUUGUGUGUGUGUAAUGUUGAAGUUUAAUACUGGAGGUUGCUGCCAAUGAUUGUUUCAGGAGGAUCAUGGUGCUGUUUGCGUGAUCUGAAGCGAACACUGGAUUUUGUUUUGUUUUUGUUAUUUAUUACAUGCUUACAUAUGCUUUUCCCAAAAGAGAAAGGGAAUGCUACUCAUUGGACUUGGAAAAAAAAAAAUAUAUAUAUAUAUAUAUGAGGAGCAAUAGGGAAAA